Ostrea edulis (European flat oyster) is the source of this 2716-nucleotide messenger RNA. RefSeq names its product uridine diphosphate glucose pyrophosphatase NUDT22-like. Lineage: Eukaryota; Metazoa; Mollusca; Bivalvia; Ostreida; Ostreidae. Gene Ontology annotation, molecular function: GDP-mannose hydrolase activity. The transcript has 3 exons. The record is from RefSeq and is a predicted model, not a curated record. The coding region runs from base 1 to 870 and encodes 289 amino acids.
AUGGAGAGCGAAAGCGUGAUUCUAUUGGGUGUCCCGUGCACACAUUUAAUUACAGAUUUAAACACAUGUGUAGAUGUAAACCAAAAGCACAACAGAUGUAAACAUACUAUCUAUGAUCAGCAGAUAGAUGUCAAUUGGGACAAAAGAAUCGCCGACAAUCCGAAGAUCUUUAAUGGUACGAAAUUCCGCUUGUCAUCUGCCUCAUUUUCUGGUGAUACUCUAACUUUGAACUUGGGGCUAACAUGUUACAAGGAUUUUCUAGGAACUAACUGGUCAGAGAAUUCCAAAUCUCUGGCCCAAGAGGGUGUCCGAGAUUUCAAUGACAGCCAAGCGUAUAUGGCCGAUCCUCUAGGUGUCGGUACUAUUGUUCUGACAACUGAUGAUAAAGUUAUUUUCCUGAAAAGGAGUGAGCAUUGUGCUGAGGCCCCAGGGUUGUGGGAUGUUCCCGGUGGUCAUCCAGAGCCACAGGAAAUUGUUGGGAAAAUUCCUUUGGAUGAAAUACAAUUUUCUGACCUAAGUGAGGAGAACGUCGUUAGAGAGAUUUAUGAUUCCAUCCUGAAAGAAGUUGUUGAUGAAGUUAAUGUUCCCAUGACUUCACUCUCACAGCCAAACAUCAUUGGUGUGGCUCAGAAUCUCUCUGCAGCAAAACGUCCAAGUGCAGAAUUCAUCAUAAGCUGCAGUUUAACCUCCUCAGAAGUGAGGGACCUAUAUACAAAAGGCACCCAAGAGGAUGCCUACGAGUCAACAAGCAUCCAGUUUGUUGCCAAGGAAACGGUUCUAAAUUUGACUCGGGACCACGAAGUCUGGGACACCCUGGCACCAUCUGCCAAAGGUUGUGUCAUGUUGUACAAACUAUUCAACGACAGAUGAAACUUCCAUCCAAAGGUUGUGUCAUGUUGUACAAACUAUUCAACAACAGAUGAAACUAUUCAUUAUGCAUCCUCAAUUCAGUUGUCUUGCACAGUAAUUGUUGUGUGAUGUAUAGAAGUACAUGUAUAAAGCAAGAGACUUAUCAUAAUUUUAGAAACAAUGUCCAAACUGGUAAUAAACAAAUUGAAGUUAAAAUUGCGGAAGAUCCUCACGAGUACAUGUAGAUACCACAUGGCAAUAAUGGCAUUCAAUAGGGUCAGGAUCUAAAGUUAACUUGAAAAAAUAAACAGAUCACCAACACAUCAUGAAGAUGCACAGGUAAAUUUAUUUGCACGACUGGUCCAAACCAUGGUGUGGUCAUCAAUAGAAAAAUCGUGUGGUCAUCAUUAGAAAAAUUGUGCAUGAAAUUUAUCUACUGAAGAAAAAAUGCAAUGUUGCCAGAAACAAUGUAAGAAUGUGGAAGAUUUAUUUGAUUAACUGAAUAGUCCAUAAAUUCCAUGAAUUGUUACUUUUCCGUUUUGUACUCCUGGUGGAAGUUCAUCUAAGCAGAUUGCUCCCAUAGAUAUAUUGAAGGCUGAUUGUAUAGGAUCAUAUAGAUCUGACUUGUUGGCUUUGGAAAGUUGGUGUUUUCUUAGAUUGUUGUUGGCUUUCAAAGAAAGGGCUCCAUUUUUGCAGUUUUUUGACAAUUUUCCUGGGGUUGAAACAAAUGAAAAUAAGUUUCAGUAAAUUGUGUUUCUAGGUGGUCCUUCUAUAUAUAUGACAUUUAGCUACAGCUUUUCAGCAGUAUGAUUUAUUACAGAUGUUGCAGUAUUGGGUUAUUAUAGAGUCAGUAAAGUGUAAAAUGCCUUUUCAGAUUGUUCAAAUCUUUGAACUUUUAAAAAUGUGUAUUAAGGCUUCUUCUGAUCUAAGACAUUGAUUUAUGUUGUUUGUAGUUUUCACGAGAGGCGAUAUCGAAACAUCCUGUAAUGUGUGUGAUAGUGACGUGUUGAUUACCACAAUUUAAGUAUCAAAAUAAUUGUUUGAUUAAUUCACAUAUUGGUUUAAUGACUAAUUGCUCUAUAAGGUUUUAAAUUUCAUUUCCACAUGAUUGUUCAAUAUUUUAAUCAUACAAUGGCCGUACAAAUCAUCAUCGUCGCAAACUAUGGUUUUGAGUCCACACACGCUUCCUUGGUGAUGAUGGAGAGAAUCGACAAUGACAAAUCAUAAGCCCUCUAAACACUACCAAAACUAAUAUCACAACUGGUCUUAAGAGCUCAUUUAUUUAAAAUGAAUGCAUUUAAUCAUAUAACAAUGAUUGGCAAUGGCAUUUCUCAAUAUAAAUAAAUCAAAACAUAUAAUUAUCAUUCUGUAUUUGAGUAAAUCUUGUGUAUUGUGAUAGCAUCUGACAAUAAUAGCUGCCAAGCUUACAUAUCCCUGGAACUGAAACGCAUCAAACUUUUUAUAUGUCUAGCAUUUAUACAAAGAGUUGUCAUUGGCCAUGAUGGCUGAGGAAUACAUGAGAGGUAUUAGCAAAGCUGGAAUGAAAAUAGCAGCUACAUAAAUCAGUGUGUUGUCUAGGAACAUCCACAUUUACUAUUAUAUAGAAUUACAAAUCGUCACUAGAAACACACAGCAUUAGAGUUUGGGUGAAGGUCAAUCCAUACAAGCUGCCACUGCCAUGUCUCUCUCUUCUAUCAGUUCUUUCUGGGUGAUAUCCAUUUUCUCCCGUGAGAAGUCAUCAAUCGCCAGGUCUUUGAUAAUCUCAUAGGUGUGGUCAGGUUUGGUACGCACAGGGAAGCUGUAGAUCAGGCCCUCUUCGAUGCCAUAGCAACCAUUCGAAAGAACAGCCAUAGACACCAUGUUACCC